AUGGCCGCUCCGCCAGCCCUUCACCCGCCGCCCAUCCCGAAAGGUCGCUUUCUCGCCGCGGUUCCUCUGGCAACCUAUCGGAGAGCCGGGCUCGCCGCCACGCGGCCUCCCCUGCGCAUGACCGAAAGGGAUAUUAGCCAAUGGCAGGCUGCUCGAGCGCGGCCGCUGUCGGGACCAGAGAGACAGGCCGCUCUCCUGGCACUUUUGGGGGGCAGCACCGUGCAGCUCCACCUCCAGGUCCAGCUUGACCCGGGGGUGGAGAGAGGAGAGUGGGCAGCAAAUAGGCCGCCCUCUCAUGGGCUGCGUGGCGCCACGCGAGGAUGCUGCCAAGGCAACUUUCUCCGGGUCAGGCGUGACCAGAGGGCGCAGGGGGCUCCAUCCGCGCCCCGCCCCGGGCAGCAGGGGCAGAAGGGAUUCCAGGGCCGCCCUCAACGCCUGCCUGCCUUCCUGUUAGAAGAACUAGAUGGUACUCCAAAGUCCUGCGCACCAAUUUCUCCCAGGCGGGGCGUAACGCACAACGCCCAGAAAAGGGAGCCGGGGCGAAGCUGCCCCCAGCCAGCGCGGCGGCGCCGGAUCCUAAGCCUGGCCUCGGGAGGCGCGCGGAGGAGGCCGGGGACAGCCAUGCGGCGAAGCAGCAGCAGCAGCAGCAGCAGCCCGGCGCGCUCGGCCCCUGCCCGGCCCGCGCGUGGGCAGAGCGGAGGGGCGCGCGCGCGAGGAGGCGGCGUUUUCCUUCGCCGCUGCCGCUUUUCUGGUCCGAGGCAAGAGCCGCCUGCCGCCCCCGACGCCUCCCACGCGCGGCACCACCAGCAGCAGCAGCAGCAGCUCCGAGCCGCCGCGGCUCCAUUGUAAAUCCGGCGGCGUGGGAGGCGAUUCCGCGCCAGAGGCUCCGCGCCGAGGCGGAGGAGGAGGAGGAGGAAGGAGAAGGGGGAAGGGGCCGAGGCGCGGCCAGGGACGG
This is a messenger RNA of Podarcis muralis (Common wall lizard), 955 nucleotides long. The record is from RefSeq and is a predicted model, not a curated record. NCBI's taxonomy places the organism in Eukaryota, Metazoa, Chordata, Lepidosauria, Squamata, Lacertidae.